ACUGCACCUGCCCAGGCAGGACCAGGGACACAUGGUCUCUCCAGCCUGGGCCCUCGAACUUAUCGCGUGCGGCCGACCGCCUCCAUCUUCCUCCACCCUGGCACUUCGCUGCGACAACCACCUCCACAACCACCAUCCAAAGACAACAACCUCCUGAGCCGACAUCUCCUAACCCGCCACUGCCCAUCGCCCUUUGCGCCUUCAACAACAGACUCGCCCGCCGCAGCCUGCGCCUCCAUCAACAUGGCCAACGACGAGUACGAUUUCCUCUUCAAGGUGGUGCUCAUUGGUGACUCUGGCGUCGGAAAGUCCAACCUUUUGAGCCGAUUCACCCGAAACGAGUUCAACCUCGACUCCAAGUCUACCAUCGGCGUCGAGUUCGCCACCCGCUCCAUCCAGGUCGACUCCAAGACCAUCAAGGCCCAGAUCUGGGAUACCGCCGGCCAGGAACGAUAUCGCGCCAUCACUUCGGCUUACUACCGCGGCGCCGUCGGCGCUCUCCUCGUAUACGACAUCAGCAAGCACCAGACUUAUGAGAACGUCACAAGAUGGCUCAAGGAGCUGCGUGAUCACGCCGAUGCCAACAUCGUCAUCAUGUUGGUUGGAAACAAGAGCGAUUUGCGGCACCUCCGCGCCGUCCCCACAGAGGAGGCAAAGGCGUUUGCUAGUGAAAACCACCUGUCCUUUAUAGAGACUUCGGCUCUCGAUGCCAGCAACGUCGAGCUUGCUUUCCAGAACAUCCUCACUGAGAUCUACCGCAUUGUGUCAAGCAAGGCUCUUGACAGUGCUGAAAACGCCCCCGCCUCGAUCAACCCUGGCAUCUCACUCAGCAAGUCAGUGGACGACUCGCCGAACAAUGCCGGAAAGUGUUGCUAAGCGGCACCCCCAACACAACGAUGAGCAUGCAUAACGGCGAGAAACGAAUUGCGACGAGAAGCCAACAUGUAGUCACGUAUAUGGCGUCAUUUGAUGUUCCCUAGGGCUAUUUCUUCUCAUUUGACUUUUGUGGUCUGUUCACGGGACAGCGCGGAUGCGUGAAUACAAGUGCAUUGUACGCUUUAUUCAUGGCGCAGCGAAGUCAUCAUCGCUGGGACUUUCGUCGUCUCUUUUGUUCAGGGCGGAUUCUGCGGCUGUAGUAUCAUGGAUCACUCUUUCUAUUUUCAGUGGCGAAGGUUCAUGCGGUACGAUCACGUCAAUCUAAUUAUUUAAACCAAA
Molecule: messenger RNA, 1215 nt
Organism: Microdochium trichocladiopsis
Lineage: Eukaryota; Fungi; Ascomycota; Sordariomycetes; Xylariales; Microdochiaceae
Product: ras family-domain-containing protein
Exons: 5
Coding region: 244-876 (210 amino acids)
Biological process (GO): exocytosis
Cellular component (GO): recycling endosome
Molecular function (GO): GTP binding; GTPase activity
Source: RefSeq, a predicted model, not a curated record